This is a messenger RNA of Diprion similis, 4023 nucleotides long. RefSeq lists its product as uncharacterized. Gene Ontology annotation, biological process: neuronal signal transduction; chemotaxis. The transcript is spliced from 4 exons. The record is from RefSeq and is a predicted model, not a curated record. Lineage: Eukaryota; Metazoa; Arthropoda; Insecta; Hymenoptera; Diprionidae. Gene Ontology annotation, cellular component: rough endoplasmic reticulum membrane; nuclear membrane. Gene Ontology annotation, molecular function: microtubule binding. The coding region runs from base 87 to 3434 and encodes 1115 amino acids.
GGGAAGGAGGGACGUGAUGUGCAGGAUCCGGUAGUCUAGAGUACUAGCAGCAGGUAAGGAUCGCAGAGGAGGGAGGUGCGGGAAACAUGGCCUCCGCAACAACAAGCUCGUCGACGAGCAGUAUCCAGUCGGAGAAUAUUCCCCAAUGGAAGAAGGACCUGAUACAACGUAGACGUCAGCAGAGCAAGGUAUUGGCGAGCAACGGAGCCAGCGUGAAACUUUGCACGGCUGUAAUCGGCGCCGCGGGAGGGGCCGAGAGUUUUGAUAACGGUUUGACAAGCGUUCUUUCGGGGCAGCACGAAUGUGGCGGUGCUGCUGGUGGUGGUGGUGGUGGUGGUGGUGGUGCAGGCUGCAAGUCGGCGCAGCCUGCCGCCUCGAUCGACUCUCAUUGCGUCGGUGUUUUCGCUCCACACCAGCAACACCAUUCGGCGGUAACUAGCGCCGCCGACGGCGGAUCGUCGAACCAUCAAAACCAGCAGCAGCACCAGCAGCAGCAGCAUCAGCAGCGACAGACAGUCGCGGGCAACAUGCGCCUUGAUACGGACACGCUGGGUUCCGACGCGGAUUAUGAUUUGAACGCGGUCAGCGAUAAAAUGGUCGACAACAAAUCCGAGUCAAGAGACGCGCUCGCGGUCAAGUUGAAGUCCAGCAAGUCCGCCGACAUGGAGCUGUCAAAGUUCGCGAACGAGAGACCGGCCAGCGAGGACGGGGAGAGCGACAGCUCCGAGGAGCUGCAGUACGGACCGGGGAUCGUGAACAAGUUGAAAAGCAAGUACCUUAACCUCACGCUCAGGGAGAUGAACAAGAGCAGACCGUCGGUGCAGAAUUUUCGCCGGGCCGCCAGCCUCGAGGAUCUCCUCGACUGCGACGACGACGUCGCCGCCGAGAAGUCCCAACGAAAAUACACAAAGAGGAACGCCGUUCCCGGCGUUUUGGCCAAGAGCGAACGGUACAGGAACGCCGAUCGCGGCAACGAUUCGAUGAAGAGGGCUCGCAGCGUCGAGACUCUGCUCAGAUACAAUUCCGUGUCGGACGACGUUACCCCGCACGUUGUUCCGAGCCGGUUUACCGCCGGCGUUGCAAAGAAGCACCACGAGCCGAACGAUCACAUAAUUCUGAUCGACCGUACCUCCGUGAAGAUCGAAAGUAAGCUCGGAGAUCCGGACAGACCGAAACCGCUCAACAAGCCUCGGAGGGUGAAACUCGUCGUUGACGAGACCGAGCGGCCCCCUCCAGAUCUAGUCAAAACCACGAUGCGGAUAUUCGAGGGGUCGACCAAGAAGCUGAAACCCAAGGGCGAGGUCGCGGCGAAGGUCGCUACUUUCAAGACCAUCAACGACACCUUCAAGGCCCAGAACCAGAAGAAGAUUGUGAUACCGAAACCCCCGCUGCAGCCGAAACCGUUCGCGAACGGUGUGAGCAACAAGCUUCCGCCGAGCUCGCCGAAGAAAAGCUUCGUCGUCCCCCCCGUGCCGACCGUCGAGAGACUCGAACAUCCCGAUAGUAACUUCCACAACGAAGGCGUUAUCACCGAGCCCAUUGUUCAGUCAGUUUCCUCCGUUGUCAGCAAGUUUCAACAGAUAGAAAAACUCCGCUCUCCUUCGCCGUCGCCGGAGCCACUCUGUAAGUUCAGAUUCUCACCGGCGGCGAGUCCAGAACCUCCCUUUCUCUCAAAGUCGAAAAUUAAAUCGCCACCCUCGACGCCUGAGCCCCGACCGAGAAUAAUAUCCCCGGGAAAAUCGUCCUCCCCGUUGUCUCCGAAGAAAGAUAUCGUCCCAGGUCAGAACAAUUCCUCCAACUCUUCCGAAGCCUCCGCGGAGUUGGAAACUUCGAAAUCGGUGUCGGAUCCAUCGAGAGCCGGGGCAGAAACUUCCGGCGAGCAGAGAAUGGAAAUUCCGCGGCCCGUUUCGCCGGUCGAGAGUCCCGUCGAGCGGCGGGAGGAGGGGGAGGACGGGGAGGAGGUCGUCGACGGAGGUAAAAGCAUUUCGAAAACAGCUUUGGAAAACAUCGCGAAAGCCGGAACGACGAUGCAGUUUAGCUUCAACGACCGCGCCGAAUCGGGUUGCGGAAAAAAUUACCUCCCUGGUUACACCAGGAGAUCCGUUAAGGAAACCCCCUCGAACAAGACUGACGACACUCAGGACGGAACCGCGAUUCCCAGCGUCGUCAUGAGGGCGGCUCCGCCGGUUCCUGAGAGGAGCAAAGCCGUCGAAAUCCCGGCGAUCAAGUCUGAGGAUAAGGUGCUACCGACGGCGAACGGCGAAGCGCCGGAGGUCAAGGAGGAAGCCACCGUCGUCGCCGAGCAGAUCGUCAACCGCGUCCAGGAUGCGGCGAAGAGUUACCAGGGUGACGGAAAGCCGAUCGGGGCGAUAUCCAGCCUCGGGUUGAUCAAGUCGAACGUCGCGACGAGCACCACGACGUCGACGUCCUAUCCGCAAUGCAACGAAGCGAAAACGAUAAAGACACAAAAGACUGAGAGCCCCUCUCCGCCCCAGAAACAAAUCGGUAUCAUCAGACCGUUGGUAUCGACGAAAACGCAGGUACCGCAACAGAAUCUCAGCAACAGAGAGAUCGAAAAGAACCUGAUCAACAGGGUGAAGAGCAUUGAACAGCCGACCAAAGUUGUCGUCAGCUUGAAAAGUGCCGAGGAAAUUCAACCGGUGAAGAAAACGAACUCCAACAGUGGUGGUGGAGGUGUCGGUGGCAAUGGUGGUAAUAGUGGUAAUGGUGGUGGUGGUGGACUGUGGGAUACCAAGCCCUGGAACGAUCAGAACAACACGAUGGUAUUUAAUUUCAUCAAUCGCGAAGAGGUGCCGGAUUACAUCGAGAACGACGGGCUGAGGGUCAGGAGAAAACGCGCCAAGCCAAAGGCUGGCGAAGGAGGCAUUAUAGUCUUGGACGCCACGUUGGAUGCAUCGACGACCGACGAAGCCGAAUGGGAAAUGACUGGUGGACCACCGUCGCCCUGCAACGUCAGUUUUCUCAACGACAAUAUCCUCAUCAAUGGCAGGAGCAACUUGUCGAAACAGCCCCGUAACCACAAGCAUCGCAUUCAAUUUGACGAUACGGCGACACGAACUUUUGAAUAUCCAAGCGAGGCGUCGAUGCUCGUAGGGGAGAGUAGUAAAAUUGCAUCAGAUUCUUCGGUUGACCGACCUGAUUCUACCAGAGAUGCUGUAGAUAACCGACCACCGUCAGUCAGCCCUACGCCGGGCGUUCCAUCUGUUUUAGGUGGAGGUGGUUUAGCCAGUUACACACCGAGCAAAGUAGACCUGGCCUCGGAAGGAUUUGAACUUGGGGUCACCAGGGCAUCGCCAUCGUCGACCGCUGCGCGCGUUGAACAACCCGAAAGUCUGGGGGAAGACGACUACUUGAAACCAGCGCAAGACGCCGGUGCAUGGGGAUCCGAAACGACGGCAGAUUUGCUGUUCUAAUAACGUGUAGUUCGUUUAUAAGACUUUGAAUGGUCAUUAAAAAGCAAUGAGGAAGAAAACUAUUUAUAUGCUUAGAAUUAGUUGAAAGCGCAGGAUACUGGCUGGACGAAUGCUCACAGUAUGAAAGCAUGAUAUAUAGUUAUUAAUUUAAUUAUACAUAUACUUAUACAUCUUAGAAAUAUAUUCUGGUAGUGAAUUAGCGAUUGAGUUCUUGCUGAUAAUUUAAGAAGCAAGUUGAGGGAAAAAGAGAAAAUUAAAGAAAAAUAAGAAAAUGCUUAAUCAGCGGAAUAACCUGUGAACAGCAUCAUUCCAAGUAUAUGCAUUUACUCCAAUAUAUACAUAUAUGUAUACAUAUAUAUAUUUGUUGUGUAAGUCAGGCUUUUCUGAAUACUGAAUUAGUGUAACGUAACUGCCAAAUGUAACACACCACCCAUUGAAUAUUUUUUUAAAGCCCCAGUAUUUUGUCCUCUGUAAAAGACGGACAACCAUGGUGCAUAUCAGUUUUGAGAAAAGUUUAUUAGGACGUUUUAAGAUAUUUCGAAGUCACUUUUGAGAUUAUUUCAAAUUAUGAUAGUAAUGGGAUUUUAGC